UCUUUGGUUAUAUUUAGAACCUGACUAGCUAGAGGUCCGACCCAAACCAAUGACUACACCGUCUGAAUAAUUAAUUUAAAACUUAAUCUUUCAACAAACAUAACGCUUACUGGAAUUAUCAGAGGAAUUGUACAUGACACAAGGGGAAAACAUGUAAUAAUGGUCUGCAAGGACGAUUCGAGCCAAUGAGAGUGUAUAUUCUAGUUUGCUCGUGAGAUUCAGGGCUGUUUGUCAUCAUCAUGACGGGGGUCGCAGUCUGCUUCGGAACCGUGAACUCCAUCAAAGCACUUUGGGAGACCAAGAUAAAGAAAAGUAAAGAUGAUCUGAGGAAAGAGAAAGAGCAGAGAGAUCGCAUAGCAGUGGGUAGGUUGACGGGUGCCUGGGAGGAUCGCAUAACUUUGGCCAAGCUGAAGGAAAAAGUUGUGACUGAGGAAGGACGUGUCAUCCUACGUAUUGAAAAAGAGGAUUGGAAGACACUUCCUGCGGCUCUGGUCCAGCUCACCCACAUCCAAGAAUGGCAGUUACACCGAAUAGGACUUCAGAAGAUCCCGCAGUUCAUCUCAACCUUUCAAAAUCUCAUAGUCUUGGACUUGUCUCGUAAUUCAGUCACAGAGAUUCCCAAAGAGAUUGGUAAACUAACUCGGUUACGAGACCUGUUGUUGAGCUAUAACCGAGUCAACUACGUACCGGAGGAAAUCGGCUGCUGUGAAAAUCUGGAGAAACUAGAAUUGGCAAUGAAUCACGAUCUGGAUGACCUGCCUGCCGGGCUUAGCAAUCUAAAGAAGUUGUAUCAUUUGGAUCUCUCCAUGAACCAAUUCACCACUAUUCCGGACUGUGUGGUCAAUCUUCCUUCUCUGGAAUGGCUAGACAUGGGAAGCAACCGAUUGGAGACGUUGCCAGAUGACAUUCACAGAAUGGAGAAACUUCAUACCCUGUGGCUCCCGAGAAAUGAACUAGAGUACCUGCCGGACAACAUCAGCCGCAUGCAAAGCCUAGACACGCUGGUUCUGAGCAAGAAUAAACUACGAGACAUUCCUCCAUUAAUGGAGAGCAUGAGUAACCUCAGGUUUGUGAAUUUCCGAGACAACCCUUUGACGUACGACGUGACGCUUCCCGAUUUAAACGAAGAUGUCGACGAAGAGGAGAAUGACAGGGAGAUGUUCGGGCGAGAGUUCAUGCACUACUACAUCCAGGAGUCCCGAAAAAGAGGAUCCCAAACGUUCACAUCAGUGCUAAACAUGGCGUUGGAUGCCGUGCCAGAGCUAGCAUCAUCUUUGUGACUAGCAUGCUGGCUACCGUCUGCUGGUUUGUCUUCUGGGCCCUGCCUGUUCUUAUGAACCAACAAUGUGAAGUCCAUUGUCAUCAUGUUUUGUUGUUUAUGCUGUUGUCAGCUUCCUGUUCCUGGUAGCUCUUAAAAUUUUGUGGAUGAGCUAAAAAAUUAAAAAUGAAAUGUGCACUGCUUUGCUGA
This is a messenger RNA of Misgurnus anguillicaudatus (oriental weatherfish), 1468 nucleotides long. NCBI's taxonomy places the organism in Eukaryota, Metazoa, Chordata, Actinopteri, Cypriniformes, Cobitidae. The record is from RefSeq and is a predicted model, not a curated record.